This is a messenger RNA of Toxorhynchites rutilus septentrionalis, 2042 nucleotides long. Its product is annotated as acyl-CoA Delta(11) desaturase. Gene Ontology annotation, biological process: unsaturated fatty acid biosynthetic process. Gene Ontology annotation, molecular function: iron ion binding; stearoyl-CoA 9-desaturase activity. Lineage: Eukaryota; Metazoa; Arthropoda; Insecta; Diptera; Culicidae. Bases 670 to 1863 code for a protein of 397 amino acids. Gene Ontology annotation, cellular component: endoplasmic reticulum membrane. The record is from RefSeq and is a predicted model, not a curated record. The transcript is spliced from 5 exons.
CCACCUAACGACUGGCCCAAAUAGCAGGGCGUAGUGUAUUAUAAAACAGCUUGCGUUGCGCCCUUUCGAAGAUCAUAAUAAAAUUCCACCGGAUCGUCUCACCUUGCCUGUGAGGUCGCACCCUUCUUCAGUAGCGCCUCAUUCAAAAGCACCCAAACAUUGAUCCCCAAGUGGUUAAGCCAAGAUACUAGAAGUGAACCUCGUGUUGAGCUUCUGUUUAAUACUGGCGAUCCUCUCGUGGAAUCCAAAGUAUCAGAGCCGCAAGAGUUAAACUGUUUUCAGAUAUACACAUUAACAUCCAGUGACGCACGAGAGCGGUGGAAAUUUAGCAUGAAGUUGUGCGAAUAAGCGAGAAAACCACCAAACCACCUAAGCGACAACAAGAAGCCGAAAAGAGAAAAGAAACAAAUUUUGAGGAAGGAGUUGGGAAAGAGUAUAGGCCAGGCCAAAAUACUGCUUUUGGGGCAUCACUUCGUUGGCGGAGUCUGAAGCGAGCGGUCACGUCACAAAAUUCGGUCGCAACGGCAUCAACCGCGGAACGCGUGUUUUCAUAGGUGCUUCCUCCCGCGGAAUGGAUAUGUGUUUUGAUUGGUGAAUUGUCUCAACUGAGAAGAGCAAGGUGCAGUGACAUUCUGUCCGUGGUUAAUAGUUGUGUUCUAGCACUCGGAAAUGACAGUGGGAAUAGUUAACACCAUGCAGUUCGUUGCUGGCAAUUCUGCCGAAAAUACCAUGGAAGCAAAGGAAGUGAAAACAAAGGCUGUCAUCAGCGAUUCAAACAACAACGAGAUUAUCCUGGGGGAUGACCAGCGCAUCACCAAACAGGAUGUCGAUGCCUACCUGAACCACUACAACAAGUGGAAACAAACUGCAUGGGGCCACCGAUUGACCAGGAUCCUGCAGGAUAGGUUCGGGUAUGAGUUCGAAGCCGAGAUUAAGUGGAAUAAUGUGUUGAUGAUUGGACUGUUCCACCUGGUCGCGAUCGGUUCCUUCCUGCACUAUGUGCUACGAUCAACCCUGGUCACCUAUCUGUGGGGUUUCUUCGUGGGAGGCUGCGCCGGCUUUGGUGUGACAGCCGGUGUGCACAGACUCUGGUGCCACAAGGCCUACAAGGCGAAACUACCGCUCAGAAUCAUCCUCAUGGUUUGCUACUCGAUCGCCGGUCAGAACACCAUCUACGAUUGGGUGCGUGACCAUCGGAUCCACCACAAGUACUCGGAAACCAAUGGCGAUCCACACAACUCGAACCGUGGCUUCCUGUAUGCUCACGUCGGCUGGCUGAUGCUCCGGAAGCACCCGGAAUGCAUAAAAAAGGGCCAUCUGAUAGAUAUGAGUGACAUCGUGAGCGAUCCGGUCGUACAGUUUCAUCACAAAUAUUUCAUCCUGAUGAAAAUCUUGUUCUGUUUCUUCCUACCCACCUUCAUCCCGUGGUACUUCUUCGGCGAAACGUUCCAGCUGGCCUUCUUCAGUCAGUGCUUCGUGCGUUACGUCCUCAGCCUGAAUUUCACCUGGCUUGUGAAUAGCGCUGCGCAUCUCUACGGCAAUAAACCCUAUGACAAACGCAUCCAACCGGUGGAGAACAAGGCAGUUUCGAUUGUCGCCAUGGGCGAAGGCUGGCACAACUAUCACCACGUGUUCCCCUGGGACUACAAGGCAGCCGAACUUGGCAACUACUCCGUCAACGUGACCACCUUCUGGCUGGACCUGUUCUCCAAGAUUGGAUGGGCGUACGAUUUGAAGGAACCAUCGAAGGAGCUGGUCAGGACGAUGAUCGAGAAAUACGGCGAUGGAACCCACCUAACCGUUCCGAUCAAGGAACUGGUUGAGGUUCCGGAUCCGAACGAAAAUAAGUGCAAAUCGUUGUAAUCCGGAUGAUUGGCUCUUUUGUUCUUAAAUGUGAUCGACCAAAUUCUUUGGGUUGUUUCGGUUAAGUGGAUAGGCUAGGAUCGGAUAGCUUUAGUAAUAGUUCUAAGGCGGGUUUCGUUAUUUUUUUUAGGAAACCAAGAUGCGAUAAUAUAAUUUUUGUAACAAACUACCUUAAUCAA